This is a messenger RNA of Stylonychia lemnae, 2127 nucleotides long. Lineage: Eukaryota; Ciliophora; Spirotrichea; Sporadotrichida; Oxytrichidae. The record is from the annotation of a GenBank genome assembly.
AUGGCAAAUAAUAAUAUUGCCAGUGCAUAGGAAAUGCUUUUCAAACCUCUUAGACUUAACAGCGAGUAUCUUACUCAAAGAAAAAUAUAAAUGGAAAAUAAAUCGGGAAUCAUUGUUUAGGAAUAUGCUUUUAAGGAUAACUGGCUAAGACUUAGCCGAGGUCUUAGUAAUUUCAGAGUCACAGAUAAAAUGACCGAGAAACGUUAGUUACCUUAAAAAGUUGUCAAGGUUAAGGAAAAGGUAAAGGUAGUGGAGGAUAACAGUUUUGAAGGACUCUUAUUGAAAAUCGCGAAUCAAACUGAAAAUAUUUUAGAAUAAGCUAACAGUCCAAUGAAUAAACCGAAGGUUAGCGAAAUGAAGUAAAAUAGUGCUCAUUAGGGACCAUUUAACUACCAAUAAAAAAUAGAGAAGAAUAAUAACAGCAUAGAAAAAGAAAGUAAGAGCUUGCAUAUUUAGAAUUUUCAAAUGGAUAACUCCCUAAAAUAAAGGCCAAGAACUAAUUUAACUACUAACAAUAAUAUUACCAUAACUUCAGAUAAUGAUAAAAGCAACACUAAUUUAAGAUACGAUUCAAGUUAAACUUUGGAUUAGAAGGAAAUUAUUAAUAUAAAUAUAGACACUGCCCUAAACAAUUCUGAUGGAAGAAUACCUGAGUCUAAUCAGAAAAACAUGCAGAAAAGGGGUAGAAAGUUGAGAAAGAUAACCUCUGGAACUGGAUCUAGGUAGAAUUAAGCUGGCAAAAACUUUCUUCUUAACAGAGAUAAAAUGAUGAAUCAAAGAGCAAUGUCUUCCUACAAAAAUUAUGAAUAUGCAUCAACAAAGCAAACGUCUACUAAUUAUCUAAGCUAGAAUGCUAGAACAAUCACUUCAAACAAGCUAUUAUAUAACAACUCAAUUGCAAAUGCAAGAGAUUAAGUGUCUUCUGCGGCCAGAGAAACUUCGCCUAACUCUAAUCCUCGAGUAACAAACAUACUUAGAUACUAAACUGCUCACUAUUAGAAGUUUAUAGAUGAGCCCAGAGUUAAGAUGGCCUUAAAUUCCAAUAAAUUAAAUUUGAGCACUCCAAAUAAAAGUAGCAUAUAGAAUAUGAGAAUGCAAAGCAACUAUUAUCAAGCUCAGAGUUUUAUAAAUCAGUAGCAGUUAAACCAGUUUAAUAUUAAUAGAAAUUUCACACAUUUAGAUUAGUCAGUGAACUUUGUAAAGUAAUCUAUUGAGGGUUUGGAUGGAACUGGCAUUGCUAAUCUAGAUUCUACUUUAAAAUUAUCAGAUCUUAAUCAUGAUCUAGGAAAUCAACCUUUUUAUCCCAGAGAGAGAUAUCAUAAAGAGCAAGGAGGUUAGAUAAGUAGCGUUAAUACAUAGGAAUUUUAGCUUAAUAAUGAUAAGCAUCAAAGUAUAUUUGAUAAAAGUCUCAUGUUUAGCUAGAAUAAUGCCCUGAUUAAAAGUAACAAUGAAAAUUCAGGUUUCAUUAACAGACAAACAAAAAGCAACUAUCACAAUAAUAAUCAAAUUCAGAAUUCAUAAUCCAUUGUCAGCCAAAAUAGUAGUUAAAGAGUGCUUAUUGGCAGCAGCUUAAGAAGUAACUAUGGUUAAAAGUUUAUUUAGGGUAAGUAGCUGAGAUUCUACUAAAAUAAAUACAAUAGCAACCUUGAUAGUGCCAUGAAAAUGUCAGAAAUUGUUACUAGGAAGGAAUCUCCAAGUCACAUUAAUGAGAUUUACAAUCCACAAUAAAUAAAUCUUAACAUAAGACAAAGGACAAAUGACAGAAAUAAGAAUCCAAUAGAGGAGAUUAAUCCUAUGCUAGACCAUACUUAAUCGUUUGAUCCUAAAACUAAUAGAUAAUAAUAGCAUAAUAAUGGAGGCAAUUAGCAACUGAAUAAUAACGGUUAAACUCAAUAUAAAGACCUUAUAGAUUAGAUUGAAUCUCUUUGUGUGACAAUCAACUCACACACAGAAGCAAUAUCUGCAAGUAAAAGCCAAGAUGAUAUGCAAAUUCUACUAUAGAUGCUGGAUUAUCUGUAAAAUCAAGAUCAUCAGAAUAUAAGCCCUGCUGAAAUAGACUAAAUUCAGGCAGAGAUCUACUCCAUAUCGCUUUUAAAUAGGCUUAAAUUUUACAAUGACAAUUUUUGA